This is a messenger RNA of Rotaria sordida, 710 nucleotides long. Lineage: Eukaryota; Metazoa; Rotifera; Eurotatoria; Philodinida; Philodinidae. The record is from the annotation of a GenBank genome assembly.
AUGAAAUAUUUGGAUAAAUUGUGGCAUUUUGCAUUAAUAAGUAUCAGUGGUCUUUUUUCUGUAACAUUCAGUAUUGUCUAUACAUAUGUUGCCGAUGUUACUGAUGAAAAUUCUCGAAGUACUGCUUAUGGUUUAGUAACAGCAACAUUUGCAGCAUCAUUAAUAACAAGUCCAGCUAUUGGUGCAUAUUUAGCAAGACUUUAUAGUGAAAAUGUUAUUAUUGCACUUAGUACAUUAGUUGCUAUAUUAGAUUUAUUAUUUAUUUAUUUUUGUGUACCUGAAUCAUUACCAGAACGAUUACGAACGAAUCAAAAACUAUCAUGGAAUAAAAUCGAUCCAUUUGGUGCUCUUCGAAAUAUUACUCAUGAUCGUUUUAUUUAUCUUAUUUGUCUUAUUGUACUUUUAUCGUAUCUUCCUGAAGCUGGACAGUAUUCAUGUUUUUUUGUUUAUUUACGAUUAAUGCUCGGCUUUUCCGAAGAUGAAGUAGCUUAUUUCAUUGCAUUCAUUGGAGUUCUUUCAUGUAUUGCACAGACUCUUAUAUUGGCAUGUUUACAAAGAUAUUUUGGUGCAAAAGAAACUAUUAUGGUUGGAUUAUUUUUUCAAAUAGUUCAAUUAGCAGCAUUUGGAAUUGCUACUUCAAAUUCAAUAAUGUGGUUUGCUGGUGGUUUAGCUGCUUUAUCAUCAGUAACAUAUCCAUCAAUUAGUGCAUU